Molecule: messenger RNA, 5948 nt
Organism: Syngnathus typhle (broad-nosed pipefish)
Lineage: Eukaryota; Metazoa; Chordata; Actinopteri; Syngnathiformes; Syngnathidae
Gene: myo5b
Product: myosin VB
Exons: 39
Coding region: 307-5814 (1835 amino acids)
Biological process (GO): vesicle transport along actin filament; actin filament organization
Cellular component (GO): vesicle; actin cytoskeleton; myosin complex
Molecular function (GO): actin filament binding; ATP binding; microfilament motor activity
Source: RefSeq, a predicted model, not a curated record
CUGCCGCUUUAAGCAAUGCGCGUGCACGUCAACAAAGUCAACCCGGUGCCGUCCGCGAAAGAAACUCCGACACGGGACGGGACGGACUUUGACGCUGACGUCAAUUCAAGUCGACUCUUGUCUUUGCAAGAUAAGAGCAAAGUUGCUAGGGCUAGGCGAGGGAGGGAGGGAGGUCGCCCGUCGCCCGCCCUUGCGGAAGCACCUGCCGCGAUGCACCUGUCGUAAGGGAAGCGGCGGCUUCCGGGUUGGCCGCCCGCCGCGCACGCACCUGUGGACUUUGGCGGUUGUCGAGGAGCGACAAGAAACAUGUCCGUCAACGAGCUCUUCACGAAGUACACGCGAGUAUGGAUCCCGGACCCGGAGACCGUGUGGCGGGCAGCGGAGAUCAGCCGAGACUUCAAGCAGGGAGAGUCUGUGCUCCAUCUCUGCCUGGAGGAUGGCACGCCGCUGGAAUACCCGCUGGGCCCCGCCGGCAACCCCAUGCCGUUCCUGCGCAACCCCGACAUCCUGGUGGGCGAGAACGACCUGACGGCGCUCAGCUAUCUUCACGAGCCCGCCGUGCUGCACAACCUCCGAGUGCGAUUCCUGGAGUCCAACCACAUCUACACCUACUGCGGUAUCGUCCUGGUGGCCAUCAACCCGUACGAGGAGCUGCAGAUCUACGGCGAGGAGGUGAUCAACGCCUACAGCGGUCGCAACAUGGGCGACAUGGACCCGCACAUCUUUGCCGUGGCCGAGGAAGCCUACAAGCAGAUGGCCAGGGACGAGAGGAACCAGUCCAUUAUCGUGAGCGGCGAAUCGGGAGCCGGCAAGACCGUCUCCGCUAAGUACGCCAUGAGAUUCUUUGCCACUGUGGGAGGAUCUGCCAACGACACCAACGUGGAAGAGAAAGUCCUCGCCUCCAGUCCCAUCAUGGAGGCCAUCGGCAACGCCAAGACCACCAGGAACGACAACAGCAGCCGCUUUGGCAAGUACAUUGAGAUCGGCUUCGACCGCAGCUACCACAUUAUUGGCGCCAACAUGCGGACGUACCUGCUGGAGAAGUCGCGGGUGGUCUUUCAGGCUGAAGAUGAGCGCAAUUACCACAUUUUCUACCAGCUGUGCGCCUCGGCCUCUUUGCCGGAGCUGCGAGACCUCGGCCUCGCCAGCGCCGAGGACUUUGCCUACACGUCCGCGGGCGAGAACAUCUUCAUCGAGGGCGUGAACGACGCCAACGAGCUGGACAGGACGCGGCGGGCCUUUAGACUGCUGGGUAUCAAAGACGCCAGCCAGAUCGUCGUCUUCAGGGUGCUGGCGGCCAUCUUGCAUCUGGGCAACGUCCAGAUCUGCGCCCAGAGGGACGGCGAGUCCUGCCACGUGUCGAGCGACGACGAGCACCUGGCUCAUUUCUGCCGGCUCCUGGGCCUGGAGCUCCCGCAAAUGGAGCACUGGCUGUGCCACAGGAAGUUGGCCACGGCCAGCGAGACCUACGUGAAGAACAUGUCGGCCGAGCGGGCGGCCAACGCCCGCGAUGCCCUGGCCAAGCACAUCUACGCCCGCGUCUUCGACUGGAUCGUGGCGCACAUCAACCUGGCGCUGCGCGCGUCCUCUGAGCGACGCUCCUUCAUCGGCGUCCUCGACAUCUACGGGUUCGAAACCUUCGAGGUCAACAGCUUCGAGCAGUUCUGCAUCAACUACGCUAACGAGAAGCUGCAGCAGCAGUUCAACUCGCACGUGUUCAAGUUGGAGCAGGAGGAGUACAUGAAGGAGCAGAUCCCGUGGACCCUGAUCGAUUUCCACGACAACCAGCCGUGCAUCGACCUGAUUGAGGCGCGACUGGGCGUGCUUGACCUUCUGGACGAGGAGUGCAAAGUCCCCAAAGGAACGGAUCAGAACUGGGCCCAGAAGCUGUACAAGCGGCACUCCUCCAACGCCCACUUUCAGAAGCCUCGAAUGUCCAACUCUGCUUUCGUCAUUCUCCACUUUGCCGAUCAGGUGGCGUACGAGUGCGCCGGCUUCCUGGAGAAGAACCGCGACACCGUCUACGACGAGCAGAUCAACAUCCUCAAGGCCAGUAAGCUUCAGCUGGUGGCCGACCUGUUUGCCACCGAGGACGGCGGCCCCAAAUCGUCCAGGGUCAACGUGCGGCCCGCAAAAUCCACGCCCAGACCGCCCAACAAAGAGCACAGGAAGAGCGUGGGCCUUCAGUUCCGCAGUUCUCUGCAUCUUCUGAUGGAGACGCUCAACGCCACCACGCCUCACUACGUGCGCUGCAUCAAACCCAACGACGACAAGCAGGCCUUCUCGUUUGACUCUGGUCGAGCUGUGCAGCAGCUGCGGGCGUGCGGCGUCCUGGAGACCAUCCGCAUCAGCGCCGCCGGAUACCCGUCCAGGUGGACCUACGUCGACUUCUUCAGCAGGUACCGCGUGUUGAUGCGCAAGUCGGACGUAUCGUGCCCGGAUAAGAAGUCGGUGUGCCAGACGCUCUUGGCGACGCUCAUCAAGGAAGGUGACAUGUUCCAGUUGGGGAAGAGCAAGAUCUUCUUCAGGGCCGGUCAGGUGGCCUACUUGGAGAAGUUGCGUGCCGACAAGUUCCGCGCCGCCUGCAUGGUCAUCCAGAAGACGGUGCGCGGCUGGCUGCAGAGGCUGCGCUACCGCAAGAUCCGCAAAUCUGCCAUUUUGCUGCAGCGAUACGGGCGAGGCUACCUGGCGCGCAGGUACGCCGAAUACUUGCGGCUGACGCGCGCCACCGUGGUGUGCCAGAAGAAUUACCGCAUGGCCAGAGAGCGCCGCGCCUUCCUGCAGCUGCGCCGGGCCACCGUCACCAUCCAGGCCUUUACACGGGGGAUGUUCACGCGCAGGAUCUUCCAGGAGUUCGUGCUGCACCACAAGGCGCUGGUCAUCCAGAGGUGUGUCCGCGGCUGGCUGCAGAGGGUCCGCUACCGCCGCAUGCGGCGGGCCGCCGUGGUGCUGCAGUGCGCCUUCAGGCGCUCUCGAGCGCAGCGCCGCUUCCGGACGCUCAAGACGGAGGCGCCCGUGGCCCGACGCCUGACCAAGCUCAACGCCGGCAUGGAGAACAAGAUUGUGCAGCUGCAGAUAAAGAUGGACGACCAGGGUAAGGAGUACCGCGAGCAGAACGAGCAGCUCCUGCGCGCCAACACCAGCCUGGGCACGGAGCUCAGCCGGGUCCAGCAGCAGCUGCAGCACCUGCAGCAGACGCGCAGCCAGCAGGGCGGCGCCACAGCCGCCGCUCAGCUCACGACGCUGCGAGCCGAGCUGGAGGCGCUGAGCAAGGAGUUGGAGGGGGCUCGGGCCCACGAGAGCCAGACGGAGGAGCGCCACCGCACUGAGAAGCUGGAGCUGACCCAGAGAGUCGCUGAGCUGGAGGAGGAGAAUGCGCUGCUCAAGAGCCAAAAAGAAGAACUCAACCAGAAGAUCAAACAGCAGUCGAAGCGCGCUCAAGAGGACGUGGGCAGCGCCUUGCUGCGCGCUGAGAUGGACGCCGAACGACGUCGCUACCAAAAUCUCCUGAAGGAAUAUUCCGCACUCGAGCAGAGAUACGACAACCUGAAGGAGGAAGUUUCUCUGGCCAAGUUCCAGCCGGGCCACCACAGAAGCUCGUCCAAUCAGAGCAGCCUGGAGUCGGACUCCAACUACACGUCCAUCUCCACCUCGGAGGCGGGAGAUGCCGAUGAUGUCCUGCAGCUGGUGGAGGAGGUGGGCGCGGACAAGGCGGCCAUGGACAUCGGCAUCUUCGUCAAGCUGCAGAAGCGCGUGCGAGACUUGGAACAGGAGCGGAAGCGGCUGCAAGCCAGCCUGGACAAAAUGGACGAGGUGGCCAAAAACAAGGACAGCGUAGACGCGGCGGUAGACGCGGCGGUGGCAGCGGCAGCGGCGAGUCUCACGGAGGAGGCGGCUGCUGACUUGGCCUACAAUAACCUGAAGCGUGAGGAGCUGGAGCUGGAGAACAGGCAGCUGAAGGAGCACCUGGAGGAGCUGCGUCGCAGCGUGGGCCGAGAGGCGCCCCGUGACGGCUACCACGUCCUGAUGAGUCAGCUGAAGGCGGCCAACGAGGAGCUGGACGCGCGCAAGGAAGAAGUGGUCAUGCUUAAGACGCAGCUUGUCAGCGCUGCCCCGCCCACGCACCAGCAGGUGCUGGAGACGGAAAGCGGCGAGAGGGUCGACGCGGUGGCGACGCUGCCGUCAGACAGGGACCAGGCUCUGACGCUCUACCGGCAGGUGUGCCAGUCCAACCAGCUCAUGGAGCAUGAGCUUCAGUCUCAAGCGCGCCAGCACGGCCAGGAAGUGGACGCGCUGCGGGCUGAGAUGGAGACGCUGAAGGCUGACGUAGAGAAGAAGCAGGAGGUGCUCAACUAUGCCACAUCCCUGUCGCCCCAGGCCCUGCUGGAGUACAGCGUGCAGCUGGAGAUCACAAGGCUCACUGACGACAACCUGGACCUGAAGGAACUAGUGGAGAAACUAGAGAAGAAUGAGCGCAAGCUGAAGAAACAGCUGAGGAUCUACAUGAAGAAAGUCCAGGAGCUGCAAGCGAGUCGCGGCGCCGGCGCCGGCGGCCACCGCCAUCCCAAGUCCGACUUGGGUCGUCACGUGACGCUUCAACGCAAGGAGAAAGACUUUGAGGGCAUGCUGGAGUACGACCGGGAAGACGAACCUCUGCUCAUCCAGAUGCUCGUCACAGACAUGCGCCCGAGUAUGUUGUCUGGGACGGUACCGUGUCUCCCGGCGUACAUCCUCUUCAUGUGCGUCCGCCACGCCGAUUACGUUAACGACGACGGCAAGGUGGAGUCUCUGCUCACCGCCACCAUCAACGCCGUCAAGCGCGUCCUUAAGAGGAACGAGGACUUUGAGACCACGUCCUUCUGGCUGGCCAACACCAGCCGCCUCCUGCACUGCCUUAAGCAAUACAGCGGAGACGAGGCCUUUGUGGUUCAGAACACGGCCAAGCAGAACGAGCACUGCCUGAAGAACUUUGACCUGACCGAGUACCGGCAGGUGCUCAGCGACCUGUCCAUUCAGAUCUACCAGCAGCUCGUACGCAUCGCCGAGGCCGCCAUCCAGCCUAUGAUCGUGUCGGCCAUGUUGGAGAGCGAGAGCAUCCCCAGCCUGGCCGGGGUCAAGCCCGCCGGCUAUCGCAACCGCUCGUCCAGCGUGGACCAGGACGGCGGCCAGGGCACGCCGUCUGGCGGCUACACGCUGCAGGCGCUCAUCCGCCAGCUGAGCCUCUUUGACGGCAUCAUGCGAGAGCACGGCCUGGACCCCGAGAUCGCCGGCCAGGUGGUCCGCCAGCUCUUUCACUGCGUCAACGCCGUCACGCUUAACAACAUCCUGCUGCGCAAGGACGUCUGCUCCUGGAGCACGGGCAUGCAGCUAAGGUACAACACGAGCCAGAUGGAAGAAUGGCUGCGCGCUAACAAGUUAUACCAGACUGGGGCGGCGCAGACGCUCUGUCCCAUCAUUCAAAUUGCUCAGCUGCUGCAAGUCAAGAAGAAAACCUCGGAGGACGCCGACGCCAUCUGCUCGCUCUGCACUGCUCUCAAUUCCCAGCAGAUAGUCAAGAUCCUCAACUUGUACACGCCACUCAACGAGUUUGAAGAGCGCGUGACCGUGGCCUUCAUCAGGAACAUACAGAAACAACUCCAGGAGCGUGAAGCGAGCGAGGCUCAGGAGGGGCCCGUGGCCAAGGAGGCCUCCCAGCUGCUGGUGGACACCAAGCAGACGCUGCCGCUGCUCUUCCCGUACGCGCCGUCCUCGCUGGGCCUGGAGACGCUCCAUAUUCCCGCCUCGCUGGGACUGCACUUCCUGGUCAGGGUCUGACCUGACUUCCCGCCCGCGGGAACACGGGGACCAAUUUUUACAGGGACCAACUUUGACCUUAAUCACGAAUUCACCUUUGUACUCAUUUUGUAAAAUACAUUUGGCUUCCAGCCAGGUGGUCGGUCUUAGCGCAA